Molecule: messenger RNA, 1788 nt
Organism: Aspergillus calidoustus
Lineage: Eukaryota; Fungi; Ascomycota; Eurotiomycetes; Eurotiales; Aspergillaceae
Source: the annotation of a GenBank genome assembly
AUGGCCGAUUACAACUUUGGAGGCUCCGAAGAGGAGAACGCAGAGCUGAGGAAGCUAGAGGUUGAGUUGCUCGAUGACCCCGAUAACUUCGAGACCUGGGAGAAGCUGGUUCGCGGCGCAGAGGCCCUUGAGGGAGGUGUCAACCGGAACUCGAAUCCACAGGCGAUUACAACUGUGCGCCAAGCUUACGAUCGAUUCCUCGCCAAGUUUCCGUUGCUCUUUGGGUACUGGAAGAAAUAUGCGGAUCUCGAGUUCUCGAUCACAGGAACUGAGGCUGCGGAUAUGGUUUACGAACGGGGUAUCGCGAGCAUUUCCUCCUCCGUCGACCUCUGGACGAACUACUGCUCCUUCAAAGCAGAGACAUCCCACGACACAGACAACAUCCGAGAACUCUUCGAGCGAGGUGCUAGCUGCGUCGGGCUAGAUUUCCUUUCCCACCCCUUCUGGGAUAAGUAUAUUGAGUACGAGGAGCGGGUGGAGGCGUUUGACAAGAUCUUCGCCAUCCUUGGCCGAGUCAUCCAUAUUCCGAUGCACCAGUAUGCGCGUUACUUUGAGCGCUACAGGCAGAUCGCGCAAACGCGCCCGCUAGCUGAACUGGCUCCUCCCGAGACUUUGUCACAGUUCCGAGUUGAACUUGACGCAGCUGCGGAUCAGGUUGCGCCAGGCGCAAAGGCAGAAGCUGAGAUUGAGCGUGACUUGCGCCUGCGUAUCGACGGAUACCACCUUGAGAUCUUCUCCAAGACACAAACGGAGACGACGAAGCGCUGGACGUAUGAGUCCGAAAUCAAGCGCCCGUACUUCCACGUAACGGAGCUUGAUGAAGGCCAGUUGACGAACUGGAAGAAGUAUCUCGACUUUGAAGAGGCCGAAGGCUCAUAUACUCGCACUCAGUUCUUGUAUGAGCGGUGCCUGGUAACUUGCGCUCACUACGACGAGUUCUGGCAGCGAUAUGCCCGCUGGAUGUCUGCACAGCCUGGCAAGGAGGAAGAAGUGCGGAAUAUCUAUCAACGGGCAAGCUGUCUCUACGUUCCCAUUGCCAAUCCCGCCACUCGUCUCCAGUACGCCUACUUCGAGGAAAUGUCCGGGCGAGUCAGUGUUGCCAAGGAAAUCCACGAAGCCAUCCUCAUCAACAUGCCCGACCACGUUGAAACAAUAGUCUCGCUUGCCAACACGUGCCGUCGUCACGGUGGCCUAGAAGCCGCCAUUGAAGUUUACAAGACCCAGUUGGACUCCGCGCAGUGCGAUCUCGCUACCAAGGCCGCCCUGGUUGCGGAAUGGGCCCGGCUACUAUGGAAGAUCAAGGGCUCUCCCGAAGAGGCCCGUCAAGUCUUCCAGAAGAACCAACAGUACUACAUGGGCAGCCAGCCCUUCUGGAAGAGCUAUCUUACCUUCGAGCUCGACCAGCCUACAAGCGCUACAACAGAGACUGCUCAGUACGACCGGAUAAAGGGCGUUAUUGAGGACAUUCGCUCGAAGAGCGCGCUCUCCUCAGAGGUCGCACGGGACCUCGUCCAGGUCUACAUGGUCUACCUCCUGGAACGCGGCACAGAGGAUGCCGCGAAGGAAUACAUGACUCUCGACCGGGAAGUUCAUGGGCCCGCAUCUGUCUCCAAGGCAAAGACCGGAGGUACAGAGCCGACGCCCCAGGCCGUGCCUCCCACUCCUGCUCCUCCCGCUCCGCCCAUCGUUCCCGUUGCUCCUGCUGCGCCCGUUGCUACCACCCCACAAGCCGGCCAGUACAACUACUACCAGCAGAGCCCCGUCAAUGGCGGAUUCGGCAGCGCGUAA